This is a messenger RNA of Trematosphaeria pertusa, 1029 nucleotides long. Its product is annotated as amidohydrolase-like protein 2. Bases 1 to 1029 code for a protein of 342 amino acids. NCBI's taxonomy places the organism in Eukaryota, Fungi, Ascomycota, Dothideomycetes, Pleosporales, Trematosphaeriaceae. The transcript has 3 exons. Gene Ontology annotation, biological process: secondary metabolic process. Gene Ontology annotation, cellular component: cytosol; cytoplasm. The record is from RefSeq and is a predicted model, not a curated record. Gene Ontology annotation, molecular function: carboxy-lyase activity; hydrolase activity.
AUGAAGGGAACAAUAGCAAUUGAGGAAGCCAUCAUCGACCAGGCUGGUGUGGAGGCGCAUACCUUUGCUCAAUUCCAGACCUUGAUGCGCCCAGGCAGCGACCAAACAUCCGGAUUAUCGGCUCACGAAAAGCGAUUGCUCGACAUCCACGAUGAGCGCCUGAAGAGUAUGGAUCAGCAUGGCGUAGAGUAUAUGUUGCUCUCGCUGACGUCGCCGGGAGCUCAAGGAGAACCAGAUCCAGAGAAAGCGAGGAAGAUGGCCCAAGUUGCAAAUGACUAUCUCGCCGGCGAGGUGAAGAAGAACCCAAAGAGGUUCGGAGCACUAGCGGCGCUCUCGAUGCACAAUGCGAAGGAUGCAGCCAACGAGCUGAGAAGAGCUGUGCAGCAGCUAGGCAUGUUCGGCGGGCUGGUGAACGAUUUCCAGUCGAAGGGCGCCGAUGGAGAAGAGAAGGUGUACUUCGAUACCCCGGAUUACGAUCCUUUCUGGGAGACGGUACAGGAGCUCAACGUACCGGUCUAUUUCCACCCGCGGUACGCCAUCAAGCAAGAUCUGCAGCCCGGAACAAAGUACGGUGAUCGAAAGCAUCUGCUCGGUGCUGGUGUGCAGUUUCAUCUCGACCUGAGCUGGCAUCUGUACGCCGUAUGUUCGUCCGGUAUUUUCGACCGAUUCCCGAAAGUGCAGAUCGUGGCAGGACAUCUAGGAGAAGGCAUACCCUUCAAUCUCUGGAGAGCGAGCCACUGGAUCAACCAUCCUUUCAAGCGCGGUUCCAGGCCAAUGAAGCAGGAUUAUAGUUACUACUGGACCCAUAAUGUCUCCAUCACCACUUCCGGGAACUACAACACGCGAGGAUUGAAGUAUUGCAUUGAGGAGCUCGGGCUAGAUCGAUGUCUCUAUGCGAUAGACACGCCCUACGAGACGGUCGAGGAAGGGCAGAACUGGUGGAAGACGGUGGACCUACCCGAGGACCAGAAGGAGGCUGUGGCGAGAAGGAAUGCUAUCAGGUUGUUCAAGCUUCCUCUUGAGGAAUAG